AUGCUUUCCAUUAAAAAACGGAAUCAAUUAGAACUUGACCUUUCAUUAGAAAAGUUGCCAUAUGAAAUUCAUUCUUAUUCAUCAUAUACUGCCUUUUAUUAUCCUCGUAAUAUUAUGGAAAAUAAGCCUUUGGAACAGUCUUCCAGGUGGUCAAGUAGUUGUGGUGACGAAAUGCAGUAUAUCAUAAUCAAGCUCGAAUCAAUGGCCAUUGUUCGACACGUAUGUAACCUCAAAAAGUUCAAGGUCUACGGAGGUUUAACACCGAACAAUAUGAUUGAAUUGCUUAGUAGCGGUUUACGAAAUGACGAGAUCCCAGAAACCUUUCGACUCAAACACCAGGCAAACAAUGUGAUAUUGCCAUGUCAGUAUAUCAAGAUCGUUCCACUUGUUGCAUACGCGCCUAAUUUCAAUUUUAGUAUAUGGUACAUCGAAUUGAAGGGAAUACGAGAUCAAGAAGUCGUUCAAAAAGUUUAUUAUGACUUUAUAACUUAUCGAGAAAAUGAAGCCAUACGUCUUUGCUUAAAGCAUUUUCGUCAGAGAAAUUAUUUGGAUGCCUUUAAUUCACUUCAAUCGCGAACAAAUUUGCUCCUUGAAGACCCGUUUUUAACGGAAUUGUACACUCAAUUAGUUAUGAAUGGUGAUUUUCAGGUGGUGGAAGAACGUGUGUCCAAUGCUUUAGAGAAAGGGUUAUUUGAGGAAUAUAUUCGUAGUCAUGCGUAUAAGCAUCAGUGGACUAAGAUUGAUGCAACGAAUAUUGAUGGCGAUUCACCUUGUAUGCGAGGAGGACAUCAAAUGUGUAUUGAUGUUGAGGCAGGAUGCAUAUAUUUACUUGGCGGAUGGAAUGGAGCGGACAAUUUAUCGGAUUUUUGGGUCUAUAACGUGAAUACGAAGAUUUGGACUCUAAUUAGUUCUGAUACCAAAGUACAAGGUGGACCUGGCCCAAGAUCUAAUCAUAAAAUUUGCUUGGAUCCUGACAACAAGCAAAUAUAUGUUCUUGGACGGUUUAUUGGUCGCGAUAUGCGCGCAAAUGCUAAUUAUGAUUCCGAUUUUUAUCGAUACGAUAUAAUAUGUAAUGAAUGGGAACAACUUUCAGAGAAUACAUUGUUGGAUGGUGGACCAGUGUUAAUAUAUGACCAUCAAAUGUGUAUAGAUUCAGAAAAACAAAUUCUUUAUGUAUUUGGUGGUAGAACAGUUCAUCCGGAUGCAGAGCACUUUUAUUAUAGUGGUCUAUUUAGUUAUAAUAUAGCAUCCAAGAAAUGGAAAUUAAUUAGAUCAGAUGGAAAUGAUAUAAAUGAUCGAAUUCAAUUCAAAUCACGUAUUGGGCAUUCCAUGUUAUUGGAUCCGAAUGAAAAAUUGUUAUAUAUAAUAGGAGGAGAAAGGGAUAAUAAAUUUUUAAGUGAUUUUUACAUUUACGAUAUUAAUGCGGAUUCGAUAUAUGAUUUACCUGCUGAUUAUGCAGCUCAAGAUGAUCAAGAUGAAGUCUCUAUGCAGAGGACAACUUUUGAUAUCAACACACGAGAAUUGUUUGUUCUUGCUGGUCUCAAGGAUAAAAAGGAUAAACGGGAUAAAAAAGCCACCCUAGUUAGAAAUUCGUUUUGGGUUUAUGAUUUAAAAAUGGGAAAGUGGACAAAGUUAUAUCAGAGCGAAAAUUUUGAUCCAUAUAAGACGAGUGAUGAAACAUCAGAACCACGUCCGAGAUAUGCUUAUCAAAUGGUUUAUGACAGUGAGAAUAAAGUCCAAUAUUUAUUUGGAGGAAGAACUGUCGAAACAGAAGUUUCCAAGCAACGGAGAUUGGAUGAUUUUUGGAAAUUGCAGUUAGUUAGACCGAAAUCUGGAGACUUGCUCAGAAAAAUCAAAUUCCUAAUAAGAAAACAAAAAUUUCGAGAAAUGUGUCUUGAAGGUGAUUCAAUCAAGGCACUAAAAUACCUUCAAGUUCAGCUUGCUCAAGUGGUAGAUCACACAAAUGAGAAAGAAAGUUCAGAGUUUUAUGGAUUAUCAACUAGUUUAAUCCUUGGAGAUGAAACCAAUGAUACGUUUAAUGAACGGACCAAAUUAUAUGAAAAACUAUUGGAAUUUUUUCCCGAGGAGAUGAAACAACCAAAGGGAAAUUUGAUCGAUUUAAUAAACAUCGAAUAA
Funneliformis mosseae is the source of this 2136-nucleotide messenger RNA. The record is from the annotation of a GenBank genome assembly. NCBI's taxonomy places the organism in Eukaryota, Fungi, Glomeromycota, Glomeromycetes, Glomerales, Glomeraceae.